Messenger RNA from Suillus discolor, 1365 nucleotides. RefSeq lists its product as uncharacterized. The transcript has 5 exons. NCBI's taxonomy places the organism in Eukaryota, Fungi, Basidiomycota, Agaricomycetes, Boletales, Suillaceae. The record is from RefSeq and is a predicted model, not a curated record. The coding region runs from base 1 to 1365 and encodes 454 amino acids.
AUGCCUAAUAAGCAUGGCCCUCAGCAAAAAACCAAAGCUAAAGUUCCAAAACCGCCACGCAGUUCUGGCCUCAAUCCAUCUGGUGAACCAGCAACUGGCCAGCUUCACAUUCCUACUGAGCAACUGUAUAUGUCUCAGUUCAACUUCAAUGCACAUGCACCCAGUGGAGGAGUUCCUACCCCCAUAUCAAGUGGGAGCACAUCAUUCUAUGGCUGGAAUAUGCAGGACACUGACCUCGACGGCCGCUUCCCUCAUGGCCAAUACUACAGCACUUCAUCCUUGGAGGACCCCUUCCAGGGCUCUUCUUUCGAAUCCUUACCUCAAGGCUUCAGCCACAACUUUCCUUCAAGUAGUACCCCCCUCCAGGGUACUGGUACAAGCAUGAGCGCGUUGGAGAUGACGCUGAUCCAGCGAGGUGAGAUUCCGCCAACUGAUGUGAUGCACACAAUGGGCCCACCAAGGGAAACAAUGAAGCGAGCCCGACGAGCGAUGCCACCUAUGCCACAUAUGAUCCCUUACCCUUCCACAUGCCCGCAGGGCAAUUCAGAAUCUCUACCAUCUGCAGUCGAAGAUUCAACUUUGCAAUCUGUAACAUUGUCAAUGCCUCAACCUGCAUGCAUCAAACUAUUGGAUGACAUCAUUGGCCAGUCCAUGAAAAUGGCAACACAAUUGGUCACACAUGAAUUAUUUGGAGAAAAGGCUAUGGCAGUUGACAAAGCCGCCAAGAAAAUCAUGCUGAACAAAGUUAUCUGGGACUCAGUACCACAUUGCUUUGCACCUAAUGCAACAUUCAAAGAUUUUAUCUCAAAUAAACAUCGCAAUGAUGUUAUGAAUGCAUUGUUGUCAACUUGCGGCAAAUUCGCCGAAUACACGUGCAAGGGCGUCUUCCAUGCAUAUCGGCUUUUCCCUCAACUGCAUAUUGCCACACCCGCUGUCAUCUAUCACAAACACUUAAUCGACAAGAUCACAAAAGAUGGUGAUGGACUCGCUUUCAUGCAUGUUUAUAGCUUCGAUCAAAAUGGACAGGUCAAAAUCAAGGCUAAAUUCCAAAAUAUGUUCAUCAUGUGCAAUAUUAUCUGUUUUGUUUGGCACAGGUUGCACCAAGAGUUCCUCGGCAAGACUGAGGAACAACAAAUCGAUAAUUUGAAGUUCAUGUGGGCACUUGCCGGCGCAGCGACAUUCUGCAGCCUCGAUGAACAGUAUGAAGUUCUGGUGAAAAUGGAUGGUUUUGGAGGAAUGGGAUCCAAUCGCAAGUUCCUGUAUAUUCUCAGUGCAAUGAACAACCUUUCCAGUGAUGAGCGAGUGCAGUUUCACAACUUUUUGCAGUACAUGUUAGUGAUUGGACCGUCGCAGGCACCCUCAUAG